Messenger RNA from Symbiodinium necroappetens, 1950 nucleotides. NCBI's taxonomy places the organism in Eukaryota, Dinophyceae, Suessiales, Symbiodiniaceae. The record is from the annotation of a GenBank genome assembly.
AUGACAAAGGAAGUACAAGAGACCUGCUGGAAGGGCAACCUUGACAUGGAGAGGAGAUGCUGCAAUCCCUUGGCGGAAGAUGCCUUCUGUUGGCAGGGAGGAAACAGCUAUGCGAACUGUUGCAGGAGACAUGUCAAUCUGGUAUCUUCCCUCUCUGCUUUGCGUGAGGAGUCUGUCUUGGAGGUGGUUGCCCGACCCGACUUAGACCUGCCUGUGCAUUCCGAGUCCGUGUGCCAAAGUGGGGGAGGAUUUGUUGACCAGAGCGUGCGGGGCUAUCUUCAGCAAGCAGAAGAUAUGCUGCGACACGAGUUUGACCCAGGUUGCUGGUCGCCGGAAUUCAGCUACGAUCGAUGUUGUUCUCGAGGAGGAGAUCCAGCAUGUUGGGAUCAUGUACACACCUACAAGAGAUGCUGUUUGGGCGUAAAUCCUCAGGUUGCCAUCCUACACGAGUUCUACAAAUGCGAGCAUUGCAUGUCCAUGCUCCGGCAGCCAGCCUCUGUGGGUUGCGAAGACAUCGACGGCUGCACUCGGCAUGGAGGCGCACUUGUGGCUAUGUCAAGGGGGUCAAAGAGCUUCUUUGAGAAUGCCGAGGUGGAUGUCCUGUGCCUACCAAGAAUGCACGAAGCAGCAAUCCCAGCGGCUGCCUUCGCCCUGCAAUGGGUCAAAGUUCACCAUGGCAGAGUUGCGCAGCUGGACUUGCGCCACACUUUGGGCAUGACGGCACUUGUCGAGGUCGCAGCGAUGCUUCUUCCGUGGCUGACAUUCACACUCGCUUGGGCCAUUCGUUCCCGGCGAAAUGCCGAGGCUGUGAAGGACAAAGUGAAGAGCACGGCUCUUGAUUCGGCAGUUGAUGGGGCUCGGAUGAUUGGCACGGCUUCAAUUGUUUUGCUGCACUUAAACGUCGUCUUUGUCACCAACGAUCCUGAGAUGAACAAGCGUCGAAUAGUUUGGUUUUAUGCACACCGCUUUGCUGAUGUCUUCGGUGUGUUGGCAGUGCUGGUGACGAAAGUUCAUUCGGAAAAUUUGCUUGGAAGUGCAGAUGCACUGUGGCGAAAGCUUGGGCGACAGUUACCUCUUAGCUUCAUCAUGGUGCGAUCACGAGUAUGGACUGCUGGUAUAUGUCCUCACUUCGAAUCCUGCGGAUACAUUGAUUCAGGAUGGUCUACAGAGAUGCUUCUAAGAUCCCUGACCUUUUCUCAUCACUGGCAGCUUUUUGUCGAUCUCAAGGUUUGGCUGGUUUUCAGGGCUCUGCACGUGCUGAACCCCUUGUCCUCGCCCAUUCUUGGUACAGUGGUAACUGCUGUUAUUUGUGUCUGCGCGACCAUGUGGCAGCAUGUCGAGGAAAAUCUCUACUACCAGUUCUGGGCGUAUCGCUUGCCGAUGGCUUUGUUGGUGCAUGCAGUUCUGCUACGAAGGAGGCAAUUGCAAGACUGGGCAGCUCAACAUCCCUGGCUUUGGUCUUCUGGAGCAGCUUUGCUUUGCAGUUUCGGUUGGGUUGGGUGCGUGCCUCAUAUUCCUGCCGGAGAUGUUCCCCUGUGGUGGCAGCCAGCUUGCACUGAGUCCGGCUCGCUGUUCUUCUGUGGCGGUUUCUGCUUUCAUUUGGGGGUGCUCAUGUUUUGUCUCCGGCCACCCAUUACGAUGCCUGGAGCACUCAAGUGGACGGUGAGCAAACUGUCUCCUUUAGCUUUGGGCAUCCUUACCCUGCACCUAACCGUUUUCUUUUUGCUGGACAGAUGCAAGAAAACGACUUUGCCUUGGUUCUUCGUGCAGUUACCUGGAUCCCGAAUGCACCUUUCAGAUGAUCCUCCACGUAAAGUCGCCCUUGCUUUGUGGACCGCUGGUACGCUGGUGAGCAUCCCACUUGCCCAGGUGGUUCUUGUGACGGUGCGCAACCGUGGGAAAGAUGCUGGUCCCUCUGCCCCAAGCCCAUCAGUCGAGUGCUGGUUUUAG